AUGAAAAACGUUAAAACUUUUUUGGCAGGUCAAUGUGGUAAUCAAAUUGGAGCAAAGUUUUGGGAGGUUAUCUCGGAUGAACAUGGGAUAGAUCUAUAUGGCCGGUACGAAGGAGAUUCCGAGCUGCAACUUGAAAGAAAUAAAGCUAUUCUUAUUGACUUAGAGCCUGGUACAAUGGAUUCCGUACGUUCAGGCUUGUUCGGUCAAAUUUUCAGGCCGGAUAAUUUUGUUUUUGGUCAUAGUGGAGCAGGUAAUAACUGGGCAAAAGGACAUUACACCGAAGGAGCCGAAUUAGUCGAUUCGGUUAUGGAUGUCGUUAGAAAAGAAGCAGAGGGAUGUGAUUGUCUUCAAGGAUUUCAACUAACUCAUUCUCUCGGUGGUGGUACCGGAUCGGGACUCGGUACUUUAUUAAUAUCGAAAAUAAGAGAAGAAUACCCGGAUAGAAUCAUGAACACUUUCAGUGUCGUCCCUUCACCAAAGGUGUCUGAUACAGUGGUAGAACCAUAUAAUGCAACACUUUCCAUUCAUCAAUUAGUAGAGCACACCGAUGAAACCUAUUGUAUCGAUAAUGAAGCGUUGUACGACAUUUGUUACAGAACAUUAAAAAUUACUCCAACUUAUGGAGAUCUUAAUCAUCUUGUAUCUUCCACCAUGUCAGGUGUAACAACUUGUUUAAGGUUUCCAGGACAAUUAAACGCUGAUUUGCGUAAGCUCGCCGUAAAUAUGGUGCCAUUUCCAAGGUUACACUUUUUUAUGCCUGGUUUUGCACCAUUAACUUCCAGAGGUUGUCAACAAUAUCGUGCACUAACUGUUCCCGAAUUAACUCAGCAAAUGUUUGACGCAAAGAACAUGAUGGCUGCUUGCGAUCCCAGACACGGACGUUAUUUAACCGUUGCUGCUAUAUUUAGAGGAAGAAUGUCUAUGAAAGAAGUCGACGAACAAAUGCUUAAUAUUCAAAAUAAAAAUAGUAGCUAUUUUGUGGAAUGGAUACCAAAUAAUGUUAAGACAGCUGUAUGUGAUAUCCCUCCACGUGGAUUGAAAAUGUCUGCAACUUUUAUUGGAAAUUCUACCUCAAUUCAAGAACUUUUCAAGAGGGUAUCUGAACAAUUUUCUGCCAUGUUUAAAAGAAAAGCUUUUCUUCACUGUGAAGCGGAAGAAAAUUUAUCGGAUUUGGUUUCAGAAUAUCAACAGUAUCAAGAAGCAGCGGUAGAUGAUGAUGAAGAUUGUGAAGAGGGCGAGGGUGACGAAGAAGAAGUAAAUGAAGAUGAUGAGGAAACUCCUGAAAACUAA
Messenger RNA from Pediculus humanus corporis (human body louse), 1290 nucleotides. RefSeq names its product tubulin beta chain, putative. Gene Ontology annotation, cellular component: microtubule; cytoplasm. Gene Ontology annotation, molecular function: GTPase activity; GTP binding; structural constituent of cytoskeleton. Gene Ontology annotation, biological process: microtubule cytoskeleton organization; mitotic cell cycle. The transcript is spliced from 8 exons. Bases 1 to 1290 code for a protein of 429 amino acids. NCBI's taxonomy places the organism in Eukaryota, Metazoa, Arthropoda, Insecta, Psocodea, Pediculidae. The record is from RefSeq and is a predicted model, not a curated record.